AAGGUUGAAGUCUCUUCCUGCAUAUGACUAAUCCAGGAGACCCUAUCAAAGUUAUGGAGACCUCAGCUAUGACCUCUGGCCCUGUGGUUUGCCCAGUCACCUUUUCACAAGUCUUUGGGCAUCAGUGCCAACUUCUGGAAGCAGCUGUGCAGUCGCUACACACCUUGAACGACCAGAUCUCAGACUUCAUCAUGAACAAGGCCAAAGCGCUCAGUGAAGAUGACAAUGCUUUCCUGCCCAACGAGAAAGACACACUGAAGAACUCCAUGGCGCUCAUGAGACACCUCUUGAUGGACGCGCAGUAUUAG
Lacerta agilis (Sand lizard) is the source of this 308-nucleotide messenger RNA. RefSeq lists its product as uncharacterized. The transcript is spliced from 3 exons. The record is from RefSeq and is a predicted model, not a curated record. Bases 24 to 308 code for a protein of 94 amino acids. Lineage: Eukaryota; Metazoa; Chordata; Lepidosauria; Squamata; Lacertidae.